AUGACGUCCUCAACAUUUUUUCACAAGCCCGAAUUGGCGCUGCGUCGGGCUUUGGAAUUGGAAGGCAUCAACCAGCCAGAAGCAGCAUUGACACUUCUCCAUGAAGUUUUGUCGUCUCGUCGUCACCGUACUUGGGCUCCGUCCUAUGAGCAGAUCAUGAUCACGUACUUGAAUUUGUGUCUCAAGUUGCAUCGAUCUCGAGAGGCCAAGGACGGGUUGCACCAGUAUCGGAAUCUCAGUCAGUCGCAGGCGCCGGGGUCGUUAGAAAAAGUGAUACGAUAUCUCAUGGAAAAAGCCGAAGAGAAAUGUUCCCAAGCCAAGGCAUCUGCCGACGCCGAAGCUGUCUUGGCGGCUACGGCCAUUUCGCCAGGAGCAGACGGUGGUGAUGGAGACGACGGCGAUGGAUUUGCGGCUUCGCCUCAGGCGAUUUUGCUCAGUACCAUGUCCACAGAUCCGGCCAAAUCGCAGCGUGAUUCGACCCUUCUCUUGCCAUCGCUCAAGUUUCUCUGGGAGACCUACCGUGCCGUACUCGAUAUUUUGCGCUCCAACUCCAAAUUGGAACAUGUCUACCACAGCGCCGCCGUGGGUGCGUUGCGCUUUUGCCGUGUCUACAAGCGACGCAUGGAAUUCCGUCAUUUGUGCGACAUGCUGCGAAUGCAUCUAGGCAAUCUACGUCAGUAUGGAAACAUCAAGGCCGUUGGAGAUGAUGGAAAGACCAACAACAAGGUCCGUGGAUGGGAGGGAUGGACGACCGAAGCGAUCGAGUUGCAUCUACAGACUCGUUUUGCCCAAUUGGAAACAGCCAGUGUUUUGCAUCGCUACACGGAAGGUUUCAGGACUGUGGAAGAUAUCUACAACAUUUUGCAGAUUAGUCAGGCACGUCGCAAGACCAAUCCGGAUGCCCCUCCCCCAAAGGCCAAGCUUAUGGCUGCCUACUACGAAAAGCUCACCACGCUGUUCUGGGUCAGUGAGAAUUACCUGUUCCACGCCUUUGCCUGGUACAAGUACUACACUCUGUGCCGUGAAUACAACCGUGGGAUGAGUGAGGAUACCAAACGCAUUCAGGCAUCGGCUGUCCUUUUGGCCGCCCUUUGUAUCCCCACUCUGCCCAAUCAGGCCGGAACCUCGAAUGGAAAGAACCACGAAUUGUCUACCACGGCGGGAGACGAUAUUGUCAAGCAGAAAAUGUCACGCAUGGCUACUUUGCUGGGGUUCCACACGCGCAACCCAAACCGUGAUGCUCUCUUGACGGAAAUCAAGUCCAAGAACAUUUUGGAUCAGGUCCCCGAGUACCUCAAGAAACUUUACUUUCUCUUGGAAGAAACCAGCGACCCCUUGGUGCUCGUGGAACAGGCCCGUCCUCUCUUGGAACAGCUCAAGAAGGAAAUUGGAGCCACCACGUUGACCGAUUCCGAGGCUGACAAUGACGAUGUUGAAGACAACACUCUGGGACGCUACGUGAAACCAUUGACGUCGGUCUUGUUGCUCAAGUUGCUUCAGAAUCUGUCCGCGGCCUACCACACCGUUUCCAUGGACCAUUUGAAGAGCCUUACGAAUGGAUUGGAAAUGUCGUUUGAGCAGGUCGAAAAGGCCAUUGUUUUGUUCACGCAAAGCAAGGCUCUCAGUGUCCGAUUGGACCAUCGCGCCGGAUGCUUGCGCUUUGGAGAUGCCCAACUCGAGUCGGAUGUCAUGCGCUCCCAGCUGACUGUGUUGUCCAAGCAGCUCGAGGCAGUCUGUCACAUUUUGAAUCCACCCGAUAAGUCGGCUCGUCAAGCCAAUCGCGCGGCUGUCUAUCAAGAUGUCCGGGCCAACAUUGUGGAAGAGAACAGGAUCAUUUUGGAUCGCAAGAACAUGAUUGAAAAGCGCAAGGAAGAAGUGGAGCGUUUGGCGCAGGACAAGAUCAAACAGGAACAGCAGCAAAAGGCUGCCGAAGAGGCUGCUCGCAGACAGCAGGAAGAGGCCCGCCGCGUCCGUGAGCAGCGUGAGCGUGAACAAGAAAAGUUGCGCAAGAUCCAAGCGGAACUCGACAACAAGGAAAAGUUGAAGUUCUUGAAGGCCAUGGGUCACAAGACGGAUUCUUUGACGGAUGAACAGAUCCAGAAGAUUGACACUCAGGCAUUGCAGAAGGAGCACCAGGACAAGGUGAACAAGAAGAAGGAAGAAGCGGAGCGCAAGACGAAGGAAGUUGCGAAGAAACUGGACUACCUGGUUCGAGCCAUCCGUAUCGAGGAGCUUCCAUUGAUCAAGGCCAAGUACGAAGAAAAGAACAAGGUUGACAAGGAGCGCUACGAGUCAGAAGUAGCCCAGAAGAAGGAGAAAGCCAAGAUUCAGUGGGAGUCCGAUGUGGCUGCCAAACAGGCCCUCACCGAUCAUUGUGUGUUUGAUUACCUUGACGACUUUGAAUCUAAGAUUAUGGAAGGAAGGAGAGUCAAGCACAAGUCCCUUUGCAGAGCUGCGGAAGACGAGGCCGAGAUUGAAGCUGAGAAAGCCAAGGUUCGUCGUGCUCGCAAGCGCAAGGAUGACGAAGAAAAGCGCAAGGCCGACGAAAUUCGCCGCCGGAAAGAAGAGGAGCAGCGCCUACAGGAGGAAGAGGAACAGCGGAAGAAAGAGGAGGCCCGUAGAGAACGUGAAGCCAAAGAAGAGGAGGCGCGUCGGGCGGAAGUGGCUCGCAUGGAAGAGGAGCGCCAGAAAGAGUCCCAAGCGCAAGAACAACGUGGCACCGGAAGAUUUGCAGGCGCCAGAGUUGGCGGAGCUGGAGGAGGAACGGGUGGCAAGUAUGUACCCCCCUCAAGACGAGGAGGGGGUACUGGUGGCGGAAGUGACGACCGCAAUCGUUAUCCUGGCGGCGGGCGCUACGAUGGCCGACGUGACGAUGGCCGUGGCGGUGGCGGCAGCAGGUUUGGAGGCGGCGAUAGGAGAGAUGAUAGGAGGGACGACAGGUAUGGUGGAGGAGGACGUGGCGGAGGAGAUGAUAGUACGGUGGAGGAGGACGUGGCGGAGGAGAUGAUAGGUACGGAGGAGGACGCGGCGGAGGAGAUGAUAGGUACGGAGGAGGAGGACGCGGCGGAGGAGGAGGCCCGUCCCAGAACCAGAGGUGGAGGUAAAGCACUGGAACAGUGCAUUCCUUGCUUUCCAGCACCUAACACACAAGCAGAAAAGUUGGAUGCGUCGCUCCCCGCAGAAUCGUCCUUCAGAGCCACCUGGCAAAAUUCGAUACAUGUUCUCGCUGUUGAAGCACUAAAACUAAGAAGGAACGUGGCUAAAGGCCAACGCAGUUACAUCACUUCACUACUAGUAGUCUUCUAG
Messenger RNA from Seminavis robusta, 3306 nucleotides. The record is from the annotation of a GenBank genome assembly. Lineage: Eukaryota; Bacillariophyta; Bacillariophyceae; Naviculales; Naviculaceae.